Lachancea nothofagi CBS 11611 is the source of this 2049-nucleotide messenger RNA. The record is from the annotation of a GenBank genome assembly. NCBI's taxonomy places the organism in Eukaryota, Fungi, Ascomycota, Saccharomycetes, Saccharomycetales, Saccharomycetaceae.
AUGAAUGUUCUCGUCUACAAUGGGCCAGGGGUUUCUCCAGACUCCGUCAAGCACACUGUAAUAACGCUGAGACGACUGUUGGAGCCAUUUUACGCGGUAAGUACAGUGAAUGCCAAAGUUCUUCAAACGGAACCUUGGGCCGGCAAAACAUCGGCUUUGGUGUUUCCAGGAGGUGCUGAUCUUCCUUAUACAAAGGAAUGUGCAGCUGUAAUGCCACAGAUCAAGAAAUUCGUUUCUAAACAAGGUGGUUCUUUUAUUGGAUUUUGUGCCGGGGGAUAUUUCGCUACUGACCGUGUCGAGUUUGCCUUGGGUGAUCCUAUGCUCGAAGUAGUUGGUAAAAGAGAACUCAAAUUCUUCCCUGGAGCUGGUCGAGGACCAGCUUUCCAUGGUUUCAAGUAUAAUAGUGAAGCAGGAGCUCAUGCGGCUAGACUCAGGCUUCCUAACGGUGAAGAAUUUAAAACCUAUUACAAUGGCGGGUGUGUCUUCGCGGAUGCAGAAAAAUACGACAACGUAGAAGUGUUGGCUCACUACUCAGAGCCUUUGGAUGUGCCAUUUACAGAGGGUUCUUCAAAGUUGGGUGCUGCCGUGGUCUUGUGUCAAGUCGGCAAAGGCCGGGCUCUUUUAACUGGCCCACAUCCCGAAUAUGUACCACAACUGCUACAAAGAAGGCAUGAUCACGAUUACAACUCUUCAAUCGUUGACGCUCUGAUGGAACACGAAAGCGCUAGGUUGAAGUUUAUGAAGGACAUACUCACAAAAUUAGGACUACAUUGCAACAACGAUUUUGCUGAUAGGGCAGCGCCAAGUCUUACGCCUUUGAUGGUUGUAGCUCUCAAUAACCCGGAACCGUUGAAAAAAUUAGAACAAAACCUGAAAGAGAGCGAUGCCAAGUAUGAGAACGGUGUCACAAUUUUAGAGGGAGAGACAGACACUUUCCGGAUUUACAACAGUUUCGAUCAGUACGAUAAAGCAAGUGCUGAAUUGUUAGAUCAAGAACCAGAUGAUGUUGCCAAGUCUAUUUUAAUUGCGUCCGCUAACGACCCUUGCCCAUCAUCCAAGUUUACCCCAAAUUUCGACAUUCAGAAGUAUUUCCAACAUUUGAAUGCUCAGACCUCAGUGGGUUCUCUUCUAAUGUACGGUGAAAUAAUAACCUCAUCGAGCGCUUUAUUGAACAACAACAAGAAACUGCUGUCUCUUUUUCCAGACACGUCUAUGCUUCAUAUUGGAACUAUACAAGUGUCUGGUCGUGGUCGCGGGGGGAAUGUUUGGGUCAAUCCCAAAGGUGUUUCAGCUUCAACUGCCUGCGUUAACCUUCCGUUAAGUUCUCCUAAAACAGGACGUCCAACUUCGAUAGUUUUUGUCCAGUACCUCGCAAUGCUGGCCUACUGCAAAGCCAUUUUGGGAUACGCUCCAGGCUUCGAGGACAUUCCUGUUAGAAUAAAGUGGCCAAAUGAUUUAUAUGCGAUGAAACCAGACUACUAUCGUGAUAAAAACAUCCGUUUGACCGGUAAGGGACUUGAAGGAAAUAAAAUUCCUCUUAAUGACAUAGAGCCUGCGUUUGCCAAAACUUCAGGCCUUUUGGUUAACACUAGUUUUUACAAUAAUAGCUACUCCCUUCUACUUGGAUGUGGUUUGAAUGUCUCUCAUGAUGGCCCCACUACCUCGUUGAAUUCAUGGGUUAGAAUAUUGAACCAGGAGAGAGAGAUGUUCCACAUGCCACUGCUACCUCUAGUUGAGGUAGAAAAAUUACAAGCUCUUUACAUGAACAACUUGGACUUCAUUUUAAAAGAGUUUUUGGAUUAUGGUGCAGAUCGUAUGCUACCAGAAUACUACAAGCUAUGGCUACAUACGGAUCAGAUUGUAACCCUGACUGAUCACCAGAAUACUCGCGCUAAGCUUGUUGGGAUCACUAAGGAUUAUGGACUACUUAUUGCAAAAGAAUUGAUCUCCGGUACUAACACUCAAUUCACAGGUAACAUAUAUCAUCUACAACCAGAUGGUAACACUUUCGAUAUAUUCAAGGGAUUGAUCUCAAAGAAAGUAACUUAG